This is a messenger RNA of Astrephomene gubernaculifera, 486 nucleotides long. The record is from the annotation of a GenBank genome assembly. Lineage: Eukaryota; Viridiplantae; Chlorophyta; Chlorophyceae; Chlamydomonadales; Astrephomenaceae.
GGGGUGCAGCAGCGCUGGAGGGACCACUGGAAGCAAUGCUGGGCGCAGCUGGCGGAUGAAGCACCUGCCGUGCUGUGCGGUGACGUGCUGCGUCUGAGCUUCGAGCACGACGAUCUUAACAUGCGCACCAAGAUGCUGCCGCCACAGCGCCCGCCAUCACCCGGCCUAACUGCGUCCGCAGCAGCCGUUGCGGAUGGGGCGGCGGAUGCACCACCGGCGGCUGCGGCAGCAGAGGCGGCAACGGCAGCUGCCGUGGAGGGCGGGCUGCGGGCGACGCCCCGCAACGCGAAGGAGGUGCUAGCGGCGCUGCAGGCGGAGGCGGAGGGGCAGCAGCUGAUGCCGCUGCUGAGCUGGCUGGGGCCGCAGGCGCUGCUUCAGUUGGGCGACGCGAACCGUCUCACUACCUUUGGUUCGGCUCUGCAAGCGGCGCUGUCCGAGGCUGGGCCCGCACCUGUCAGCGGUAGCAGCAGCAGCAGCAGCGGGGGC